This is a messenger RNA of Tachysurus vachellii, 3654 nucleotides long. It is a transcript of the gene rxfp2a, whose product is annotated as relaxin family peptide receptor 2a. The record is from RefSeq and is a predicted model, not a curated record. Gene Ontology annotation, molecular function: protein binding; G protein-coupled receptor activity. Gene Ontology annotation, biological process: G protein-coupled receptor signaling pathway. NCBI's taxonomy places the organism in Eukaryota, Metazoa, Chordata, Actinopteri, Siluriformes, Bagridae. The transcript is spliced from 19 exons. Gene Ontology annotation, cellular component: membrane. Bases 184 to 2541 code for a protein of 785 amino acids.
AGCCUCUGCGCGCCAGACCUCAUCCUCACGUCGAAUCUGUAACGUUUAAUGCUUUCUUUUCUGAUCACAAUCGUUCUCAUUGGAAGUGAAAUAUGGGAAAAACAGCUUUUUCUCACGUUCUACACGCGCAUUGAGCCUGAGAGUUGCAGGAGCGCGUAAAGAGAGUGAAAGAGGAAGAGCGCGAUGAGGAGCGAUGGCACACUCACUUUAACGGACUUAGCCGUCCUUAUUCUCCGGAUGCAGCUGAGUUUAAUGGCAGCUCAAGUCACCGUGCUUGCCAGCAGGGUGAUGAUGGAGGGCUGCCCACUCGGCCAGUUCCCCUGCGGGAAUACCAGUGUGUGCCUACCACAGGUGCUCCAAUGCAACGGUCACAGAGACUGCAAGAAUGGAGCAGAUGAGGAUCAUUGUGGCGAUAACAGUGGAUGGGCCGACAUCUUUGACCGCACCAUUACAAAGAAAGCUGAACCACAGGACCUCACUGAUGCCUGCGCUCUUCAGCAGUAUCCGGAGAGCUGCGACUGCACCAAGACAGAAGUGGAAUGUGUAGGGGUGAACUUGCGUAUCGUGCCUCUCCUCUCCUCUAACGUGACUUGGCUGUCCCUAAAGAGCAAUGACCUGAGAGAGCUUCCUGAUGAUGUGUUCUCUAAAUAUGCUGACCUGCAGCGACUGUUUCUGCAGAAUAACAGCAUUCAUAAAGUUUCCAGUCGUGCGUUCAAUGGCUUAAUCAGACUGAGAAAACUUAUGUGUCAAGUCUCCCACUUUCAAGAGCUGAAACAGCUGGAAAUCAGUGGAAACUGGGGGAGUUGUUUUCAGAGCUCCUAUACGAUUGAAGAAAUGUUCCUAAGUCAGAACUACAUCACUUCUUUAAGUCCUGAUGUUUUCAGGGAUCUCCAUAGAUUACAGUGGCUAGUGCUGGACCACAAUCCACUGAAGAGCAUCUCCCAUGAUAUCUUCAUUGGUCUCAAGUCAUUAAUAUUUCUGUCCAUGGUGAACACGUCCCUGGUACAGCUGUCUGAACUAAGCCUCUGUAACUACAUGCCUCUGCUCAGCUGGCUGGAUUUUGCUGAGAACCACAUUGAAGUGCUGAACUACUCCACUCUCACAACAUGUAGUGAACUCACAGUACUGUCAUUGCGUGACAAUAAAAUCAGAACUCUUCCUGAAAGCACUUUUCAAUCACUUGGAGCAUUGGCAGAGCUGGAUUUGUCUUGCAACAGUAUUGCAGAUCUCCCCAACAACAUAUUUAAGAAUUUAAAAUCACUAUUGAAACUAAAUAUAUCCCACAACCAUUUGCUUCACAUUCAUGCUGGUCAUUUCGAUCACCUAAUUCAGCUUGAGUCUCUAGGAUUAGAGGACAUUGAGAUUCCUGAUAUACAAACGAAGAUGUUCCUCCCAAUGAGUAAACUGUCUUACAUAUAUUUUAAGGAUUUUCACUACUGUUCCUACGCACCACAUGUGCGGAAGUGCAAACCCAACACAGACGGGAUCUCAUCAUUUGAGGACCUACUGGCCAACGUGAUCCUAAGAGUGUCCGUCUGGGUCAUGGCCUGCAUUACCUGCUUUGGAAAUCUCUUCGUUAUUGGAAUGCGAUCGUGCAUUCGUGCAGAGAACAAUCUGCAUGCAGUGUGCAUUAAAGUCCUGUGCUGCGCAGAUUGUCUGAUGGGGGUCUACCUGUUUUUUCUGGGCGUCUUUGACGUGAAGUUCCGUGGUGAGUACAAUAGGAACGCACUGCUCUGGAUGGAGAGCCGUGAAUGCCGCACCAUUGGCUUCCUGGCCAUGCUGUCAUCUGAAGUGUCAGUGCUCCUCCUCACUUACCUGACUUUGGAAAAGUUUCUGGUCAUCGUGUUCCCCUUCAGUCAUCUGCGACCUGGGAAGCUGCAGACUGGUGUAGUGCUGGUCUCCAUCUGGCUGCUAGGAUUGAUUAUAGCUGGUGUACCUCUGCUCAGCGAUGACCUUUUUGGCAACUACUACGGACGUAAUGGAGUCUGCUUUCCCCUGCAUUCAGAUAGGUUGGAGAAGCCCACUGCUAAGGGUUACUCUACAGGAAUAUUUCUUGGACUGAACCUGCUGGCUUUCCUAGUCAUUGUCUUCUGCUACUCCAGUAUGUUCUACUCCAUCUACAAGACCGGCAUCAACACCACAGAUGUGCGUAAUCGCUUGCACAAAGAUGUGGCUGUAGCCAAUCGCUUCUUCUUCAUUGUGUUCUCUGACGCUCUCUGCUGGAUCCCAAUAUUCCUCGUCAAAACGUUCUCUCUUCUUAAAAUGGAGAUACCAGGCACUAUAAACUCUUGGGUAGUGAUCUUCAUCCUGCCCAUCAACAGCGCCCUGAACCCUAUCCUCUAUACACUGACAACCAGCUUCUUCAGGGAGCAAGUGGAGCUGUUACUGUGUCGCUGGCAGCACAGCCCGUCCGUAAUAAAAGACCGCAAGAGUCUCACAAGCAGCACAAUCUACAUGGAAACUUCCAGGAAUACGUUAUAUCACUCAAAAGGCAAACUGUCCCGGGUCUCCUACCCAGAUGUGGAUACCCGGUAUGGCUGAUGGGAUAGAACAGUGCUGACUUUAUCAUCAACACCAUCUACAUUACAUGGGAACUGAAGGCUGUACAGAAAACACAACAGGGGACUCACGGUCUAGACUCUAGGAAAAUGGGUUCUACAUAUCAGCAUGGAUCUAGAUUAAUUUUCUCUCUCAGGAGAAUGAAUGCAUCAAAAGACAUUAUUGCUAUAUAUACAUACCGCAUUGUAUACCCCAAUGUAUAUAUGUAUACAUUGUAUACCCCUAUGUGUGUGUGAAUGUAUGUAUACAAAACUGAGAAAAGGAAGUUUAUAUUUGUUGCCUCCAUCAAAGCAGAUUAAAUAUUACUGGCCAGUAUCUUAAAGAAGAGAUACAUGCAGAGAUCAUAUGCUCUUCACACAGGUGGAGUGUGUUGUCUUUAUUGUCACUAGGUCACUUGAAAUGUCAAAUGAAUUUCUUGAGCCAAUUCAAGCACAUUCUUAAAUAAAUGAUGUGUAGAGAAUUUGUUUACACAUGUGCAAUAUCUAUAAGGCAAAUUUCUGAUGAAUUUAUUAGAAACUGUACAAGUCAUCUCACUGAAUAUCCUGUACAGUUCACAAAUGUUAUCUGAUCAAUUCAAAGGUCUGAAUGUAUUUCAAACAUAAGAAAACUAUUACUGAUGAACACUAUAUGGACACUAUAUAUAUUAAUUUACCCCCAGGCAAUGGUUUGCUGUGGCACACCAAAGGGUCUUGAGACCACCAAAUAGUUUGUAGACCAUUUACAAUCUGAAGUUAAGUAUAUUCCUAUAUUCAGUAGAUUUGUACUGAGUUUGAAGAAGAGCUUCACCUUUCACAUUUUUGAAAGCAUUUUUUAACCAUUUUGAAACCACUGUAUAAAUAGACAUAUGCACUCAGAGAUGUUCUAUUUAUAGGUUAUUUGUUAAUGUAAUGAAAUGCCAAUGUGUUAUUCUGUACUAUAGUAAUAAUAUAUUAUACAUGUUUAUGUUUUUUAAUGUUUGUCAUUACCAUUUGCCAUCUCUCAGUCUCACAUUAGCUUUUCUAUUGAACUUCUCCCACUUGUCAGGUUAUCACUUUAUAUUGUUUUAUAUGGCUUCCAAGGGUAAACCAUAAUUAAAAUGAACCAGCUUCUUUGAAA